This is a messenger RNA of Phaedon cochleariae (mustard beetle), 5253 nucleotides long. Lineage: Eukaryota; Metazoa; Arthropoda; Insecta; Coleoptera; Chrysomelidae. The record is from the annotation of a GenBank genome assembly.
AUAUCUAUUCCCUAAUAUCGUUCCCCGCUUCUCCUGCUCCACUGGCGGCCAUUGAUCCUCCGCAUCCUGCGAGUCCUGUGCCCUCGUCGCAGUUCCUUAUCACGGUGGCAGGAUCAACAUGGCUGUCCGCCGUUCCAAUAUGUCGUCGGACAUCUGAGCGUUAUCUGAGCCGCGACAAUUGUGAAUUGUGGCGAUUUGCGAUAACGGCAUCAGUCAAUCAAUCAAAGUGUUUGCGCAAGUCUAUGGUGGUGUGAUUGUUGUGUUCGCGGGGCGAGGGAGGGACUUAUGAGAUUCGAUACGGGGAUUACUUUUGUGGGCAAGCAUGGAUGACAGCAUGGAUGACGAUGUGUUCGAGGCAACCGAAGACACCCGGUUGCGGGUGACAGCAGACCACCCCCACAGCAACACGCCGUCGCCGACAGGGUACCGCAACUAUCAACCGCCCGCUGAGGUCCUAAAGUUAUGCCAGACUGACGUCAUCGAGGCUGUGGAGCCGAAAAUACACAAGACAAUCUUAUUGGGAGACAGCGGAGUCGGAAAAACCUCGUUGCUAGUUAAAUUCGACACCGGGAAAUUUCAGUCGGGAAACUUUUCAGCCACAGUCGGGAUUGGUUUUUCGACAAAGGUUGUUUCAGUGGAUCAAACUAAAGUGAAAUUACAAAUAUGGGAUACUGCCGGACAAGAGAGAUUUAGAAGCGUUACUCAUGCUUAUUAUCGAGAUGCUCAUGCUCUCCUUCUACUCUAUGACGUCACGAACAAGAUAAGUUUCGACAAUAUCCGUGCUUGGCUGGGAGAAAUACGAGAAUACGCACAGGACGACGUGGUCAUAAUGUUGCUAGGUAAUAAGGCGGAUUGCGGCACUGACAGGGCUGUCAGAAGAGAGGAAGGGGAACGACUGGCUAGAGAGUACAAUGUAGCUUUCAUGGAAACGUCGGCAAAAAGCGGUCAAAACGUGGAUUUGGCAUUCGUAGCUGUGGCAAGGGAACUGAAGUAUCGCCAAAAUGGUCAAAAGGACUCAAAUACAUUUAGUGUUCAGGAUUAUGUUAGACAACAAAGUGAAAGAUCGCAAUGUCCGCCUUGUGGUACCUAAAUGGAGAACUUGAAGAAAAAUAUGAUCAUAUCGUCUAUCAUAAUAAUUAAUAAUUGUGAUAUUAUGAGGAGGAAGGCGGGGACUUGUAUUUUUUCGCUUCAACACCCGAAUAUAUGAUUGUGUAGAUGAAAAUGAACCUGAAAGUAGGUUGAAACAUCUGAAAAUAUUUUGUUCGAUUCGAAUGAAUAGUUCUCUUUGCGUAUACAUGAAAAUUAUUUAUUUUAGUGUAAAUAUCCUGAUUGUCGUUAAUACAACUUGAACAAUAUAGAAACACCAAAACAUGUCAAAUGUGCUUUAAAUAAAUAACAUUACAAAUUCUGAAAAAUGCUAAUUGUAGUUGUUUUGAAAUGAUUAUAUCGAUAACAACUAUCAAUAUUGCAAACUUGCAUUUUCAGCAAUGGGAACAAUAAAAUUGAGUAGGUAACGUGAAUACGGGUGUCGUCACACCAAGUAUGGUGAUUUUUCGAAAAUAUAUUUCAGGACCAUGACUUAGAACGUAUGUAUAUAAACUAUUUUAUACAGCGUGUCUCAUUCUAAAUGUCCUCGACUUCAUCGUAGUGACAGUUGUCGCUCGUGUUCCUAUCAUUUUGAAAACCCUCCAAAGGAAUUAUGUAAGAAUUUGCAUUUGGAGAUUCAAAAGUAUGGCGACAACUCAAAAUUCCUUAUCUGAAUUUUGAACUAAUCAAUCCCUUUUCAAUACAGGGUGUUUCACAGGUAAAGGGAAAUAUUUCAAUGGUAGAUAGGGGUCACCAAGGUGGUUCUGAAAAUACCAUAUUUGAUAGGUCUUAGAGUUUUCAUAACGGAGAUACAGGGCGAUUUAUCGAUUUCGAAUAAUUAUUCAUUCGUCUAUAAGUAUUGAACUACCCAGUAUAUUUUUCUAAAAUUUGGUAUGGAGCUUAAACUUGGGACGUUGAAUGCAUUCACCAAUCGGGCGAAGUGAAAAUCCAGGUUCGGCUUCAGGAAAAAUUUACAUUUGUUCGAAAUAUUAAAAUAGCACACUGUAUGUAAUAAUUGACAAAGUUCAUCAAACGAAUCGUGAAGAGGAGGAAAAACUGAACUGGAUUUGAUGCUUUUUGUUUUCCCGCCACCAAUUCUCAUCGUAACAAUCAUAAACAGGAAGCUAAAAGUAUGUCAAUUUCAAGAGUAUUGAAAUUAUAAAACCACUUUCAAUUAUGUUUAUUUGAUAUAUUCUUGUUAAAUGAUCGUUCGAAAGAACUUACUUAGUCUCACAGUCUUUAUAAUAGAGAUACAGGGUGAAUUAACACUCUUCCAUAAGUAUUAUUAAACUACCCAUCGCAGUAAUAUUUUUUCUCAAAUUUGGUAUUGAGCUUACUUGGGACUAUGGAUUCAUUGACCUAUCAGGCAGAAUGGAAAUACAGGUUCAGCUUCAGGAAAAGUCUCAUAGUCUUUAUAACAGAGAUACAGGGUGAAUUAUCGAAUUAUAAUUCCGCGCCUGAUAGGUUAAUGAAUCCAUCGUCUUACAUACCAUAUUUGAGAAAAUGUUACUGAGUAGUUUUAUACUUAUGGACGAGUGGAUAAUUAUUCAAAACCGAUAAUUCACCCUGUAUCUCUGUUAUAAAAACUGUGAGACUUAGUAAGUUCUUUCGAGCGAUUUUUUGACUAAAAUAUAUCGAAUAAUCAUAAUUGACACUGGUUUCAUAAUUUCAAUACUCUUCAAUUGACAUACUUUCAGCUUUCUGUUUAUGAUUGUUACGAUGAGAAUUGGUGGCGGGAAAACAAAAAGCAUCAAAUCCAGUUCAGUUUUUCCUUCUCUUUACGAUUCCUUUGAUGAACUCUGUCAAUUAUUACAUACAGUGUGUUAUUUUAAUAUUUCGAAUAAAUGUGAAUUUUUCCUGAAGCCGAAACUGGAUUUUCUCUUCGCCCGAUAGGUGAAUGAAUUCAUCGUCCCAAGUUUAAGCUCCAUACCAAAUUUUGGAAAAAUAUACUGGGUAGUUCAAUACUUAUAGACGAAUGAAUAAUUAUUCGAAAUCGAUAAAUCGCCCUGUAUCUCCGUUAUGAAAACUCUAAGACCUAUCAAAUAUAGUAUUUUCAGAACCACCUUGUUGACCCCUAUCUACCAUUGAAAUAUUUCCCUUUACCUGUGAAACACCCUGUAUAAAGCACGGCACUGUCAAAAAUGAUACCCGUUUCUGAACAUAGUAUCAUAUUGAAGAUUCCUGAUACUAAUUAAAAUUUAUUCGGAAUCACAUGGCCUAAAAUAACUAACAAAGAGGGAUCGAGAUGGAUGAAGAGAAAUGAGGACAUUUAAAAUUGAACAGUCUGUAUAUGCAGAUAUUUUAAUAUUCCAUGUAAAUGAUCGAAUAGAGGAACGAAUGUCUAUCAGCAUGUAUUUGUACAUAUUUGAUAUUUCCAUCUGGACAAGCAACAAAUAAUUGUUAUUUUUCUGCAACCGACAGAAAAGUCGUCCAUUUUAAUACAAAAGAAAAUUUACUUGACGUUUAUAAACUAAAAUGUUUGAAUAUUUGGAUGAGCUCUCGAAUUGACGUUUCUAUUACUGACACAAACAUAUAGAUAUGUUGCUAGGCAACACUUCCAGUUCCUAGGAGCUAAAACUGAACUUUAGGACCUGAAAAGGAUGUACUAGGUCAUCAAGAAUAAACAACAUUUUAACCUAACAUUUUCCACUUCUUAUUUAAUUAUUUAGCACUGGCGCGGUAUUUGCUAUUAUGUUCAAAAAUGAAUUCAUCGAUUUGAUAGAAUACACAAAUGGGUGGGUCACUCUGUGGUUAUAUUCAUAUUGCAACUACAAAUCGAACAUCCUUGAAAAUUUAAUAAACCUGAUCUGUGAAUGCAAAAAUUGUAACUAAGUAAAGUAGUCUGAGGUCUUGCUUCUAUCUACUUACUUAUAUUAUGAUAAUCUGUUAAUGAGUGAGUCCCAUUGGUUAUUACUUCACAUAUUUAUCUUAGUUAAUUCUCUCGGUUGCAGAAAAAAUAGCAUGUUUCAUUCGGAUCAAAAGUGACUUUGUUUGACUGGCAAAUUUUGCUUUCGCUUGUCAAACAAAGUGUCAUUUUUGAUCCUAAUAAAACAAUCUACUAUUAUGUGUCAAGGGCGUAAAAUAAGCUUUCAUGGACCGUAGCGUGCAUUUAAAAUCCCGAGCGCCAAUAAAAGCAAGUUACGUCCGAAAUACAUACAAUACAGUGUGUCCCACUUAGCAUGCUCACCAUGGGUAUCUUUUUAACGGUGAGAGAUACGAGGUCGGUUAAAUGACACCAAAUGUGGAGUUUGUCAAGGCCAACUAUAAUGUGAAAAAAUAUUUUGAUAAAAUCUAUUCGUUUUUGUUUUAUACGGAAAAAACAGAUUUUGAUCAUUUUCAUGUCUUCCCCGUAACUUCUUUAUUUAUGAAAAUAUUCAAAUAGGAAUUUCACAUUCUCAUGGCAGUUUUUCAAAGUGAUUUCGAAAAAAAUAUGGAAUUUAUACCAACUCUUCUAGAAUUUGAGAUAUCAGCACCAACUUUAGUUUUUCAAAAGUAGGACAUAGCUCACUAUGACUUAGUUACAAAUAACUUUUUUUUUCUCUCACCGAUGAUAUGUCGCAGUGAUAGUUUUGUGUUGAUAACAACGGAGUUAUCGUCAUUUAUACAAAAACAAAAAACUAUUUGGGAGCCGCCAUCUUGAAUUUAUGAAUUUCAACGAAAAAAUCAUGAUCUCCGACCUCAAAAACCCCCACUUACCAAUUUUGAACCGAAUCGGACCAAAUCUUGUCCGCCAUCUUGGAGCAGCCAUUUUUUUUAAUUUCAACAAAAAUUCCAUAACUCCGAUUACCUUGAAAUUUGGCAAGUGUUCAUAAUUUCGGUGACAAUACAUUAUGGAAUUUUUGUUGAAAUUAAAAAGAUGGCUGCUCCAAGAUGUCGGACAAUAUUUGGUCAGAUUCUAUUCAAAAUUGGUGAGUAGAGGUUUUGGGGUCGGAGAUCAUGAUUUUUCUGUUAAAAUUCAUAAAUUCAAGAUGGCGGCUUCCAAAUAAUUUUUUGUUUUUGUAUAAAUGACAAUAACUCCGUUGUUAUCAACACAAAACUAUUACUGCGACAUAUCAUCUGUGAGAGAAAAAAAAGUUAUUUGUAACUAAGUCAUAUUGAGCUAUGACCUACAUUUGAAAAACUAAAGUUGGUGCUGAUAUCUCAAAUUCUAGAAGAGUUGGUAUGAAU